Uranotaenia lowii is the source of this 1629-nucleotide messenger RNA. RefSeq lists its product as uncharacterized. Gene Ontology annotation, molecular function: catalytic activity. The record is from RefSeq and is a predicted model, not a curated record. The coding region runs from base 1 to 1629 and encodes 542 amino acids. The transcript has 4 exons. Lineage: Eukaryota; Metazoa; Arthropoda; Insecta; Diptera; Culicidae.
AUGAGAGAACUCAAGCUGGAGGAAUUUGGCCAUCCGGUCCGGGACAUUCUCUGCAACUCUUCAGUACCGCAAAAUCUCAUCAAGGGUUAUCAGCUGCACAUCUCCACCAACCCAAGCUCCCGACAAGGCGCCGGCCUUGCAAUUAAAAAUGGAAUCCCCUACGAUCUGAUCAAUAUUAACUCCACAUUGAAUGUUGUCGUUGUCAAGCUACACUACCCGUUCAACAUUACUGCUGUGUCUCUCUAUAUCCCACCUCAAACAACCUACUCAGAUUUCACUGAAAAGAUCGACGACUUACUCCCACAAAUUCCAACACCAUUUAUUAUCAUGUCUGACCCAAAUGCCCACUCUCUGUCUUGGGGCAGUUCGCACACAUCUAGAAAGGGAUCUUAUUUAGAAAAUCUUGCCAUAGUCCACAACCUAACCAUCUUGAACAACUCUCAACCCACCCGCCUAGACCCUUCCACAGGUAACAUGUCCGCCCUGGACCUCACAAUGGUCGCAUGGGAGCUUGGUCUAAAAUUUUGCUGGAAUGUCCUCGAUGACUGCCAUGGCAGCGACCAUUUUCCCAUCCAAAUCAAAAUCCAACAUCCUACCCCGCAAAACACCACCAGGCCUCGAUGGAAGUACGAUAAUGCCGAUUGGCUUGGUUAUCAACUUGAUGUUGACAGCCUCCUGUCCACUCAUAACCCUGCUUGCGUUCAAACUUUUUCCACAAUUAUACUAAAAUCUGCAGAAAAACACAUCCCUCGCACUAGUGGUAUGCCCGGGAAAACCGCCGUCCCCUGGUGGACUCCCGAGGUUAGAGAUGCCAUCAAAAUACGGCGGAAAAGACUACGCGCUCUUAAACGUAUUCCCAACGAUGACCCUCGAAAAGAAACUGCUCUUGCUGACUUCAAAAUCGCUCAGUCCUGUUCGAAACGAGCAAUAAAGGACGCUAAAAUCGCAAGCUGGCAGAAAUUUACCGAAGAAGUACACCCAAAUACCCCCUCCAAUGUACUUUGGGCACAAAUCAAGACCCUCAGCGGGGACUCCCGUAAAAACCCCUACCAUAUUCUCCUUAACAACAAGUACACAAAUGAUCCUUCUACCCUAGCCAAUUCCUUUUGCGACCUCUUUUCCUCAGUCUCAGCCUCACCUAACACUCCCUUACCCGACUUCCCCUCCACACCCAGUCAUAUUAACUCCGACUACAAUAGCCCUUUUACUCUCGACGAACUGGAGUCAUCUCUAAGAAAAGUGAAGGGCCUAUCCGCCGGCCCAGACGAAAUAGGAUACCCUUUAUUAAAAAACCUAUCACUACUUGUGCUCAUAAACGGAGCACGCUCAACCAUCAAACCAAUCCUCGGAGGAGUGCCUCAAGGCUCUGUCAUCGCUCCCACUCUCUUUCUAAUCGCGAUUAACUCGCUGUUUCACGCUACCCCUUAUAACAUCGAAACAUUAGUGUACGCUGAUGACAUACUCCUAAUCUCCACCUCUCCCUUUGCCAGAAUGGCUCGUAGAAGACUGCAAUCAGCCGUAAAUUCUAUUGCCGAAUGGGCCCCGACCGUCGGACCAGUUUUGCCCAUCGAGACUCCCUCUUUCGAUUCCUCCACGGCUGGCUUAUUCCCACUAUCCUCUACGGCCUAG